AUGGGGCGCACAAAGAAGCUGACAGAACCCCAGGGUACCCCCAGACCAUCGGGAUCCGCGGUCGAGCCAUCUAUCCGCUCCUUCCUCACAACUCCACGGGACUUCGCGUCCCAACCAGAAAUGGAGAGCUCAAAUGAGACCGCGACCCCCGCCGGAUUCUCUCUGGCUUCAUCAGCCUCGCCGGAAGCGCAGGGGACACUAGAUGGGGACCUGCGAGCCCUCCUGCCCAAUCUGCUUACCAAGGUAGAUCUGGAAGCCCUCUCAGACCGCCUCAGCAGAGUUAUUAGGGAUGAACUGGCCCAGGUGAGGGCGGAUGUAGCCUCUAUGGACGCAUGA
This is a messenger RNA of Pelobates cultripes (western spadefoot toad), 336 nucleotides long. NCBI's taxonomy places the organism in Eukaryota, Metazoa, Chordata, Amphibia, Anura, Pelobatidae. The record is from the annotation of a GenBank genome assembly.